Molecule: messenger RNA, 1636 nt
Organism: Ipomoea nil (Japanese morning glory)
Lineage: Eukaryota; Viridiplantae; Streptophyta; Magnoliopsida; Solanales; Convolvulaceae
Product: probable chromatin-remodeling complex ATPase chain
Exons: 18
Coding region: 534-1145 (203 amino acids)
Biological process (GO): nucleosome organization; regulation of transcription by RNA polymerase II
Cellular component (GO): nucleus; chromatin
Molecular function (GO): chromatin binding; DNA binding; histone binding
Source: RefSeq, a predicted model, not a curated record
UUACAGAGCUUAUAAGAAGCUUACACUUGAUGCUUUGGUUAUCCAGCAAGGAAGGCUGGCAGAGCAAAAAGUGCAGCUGUAAAUAAGGAUGAGCUACUGCAGAUGGUGAGGUUUGGUGCUUAGAUGGUUUUCAGUUCCAAGGAUAGACUAUCACAGAUGAAGAUAUAGAUAGGAUCAUUGCUAAAGGAGGUGAGGCUACAACUGAACUUGAUGUCGUGGGAACCAGGACCUCCUUAUACUACGGGACUACGGGAGAGCAUCUGAUAGAGAAUGCUGGCAAAAUGGUUCUUCUGGAUAAGCUGCUUCCAAAACUAAAGGAGUGUGGUUCAAGGGUGUUAAUAUUUUCACAGAUGACUAGACUUUUAGACAUUCUUGAAGAGUACCUAAUGUUCCGUGGUCAUCAAUAUUUCCGGAUUGAUGGGAAAUACUGGUGGCGAGGAUCGUGAUGCUUCCAUUGAAGCAUUUAACAAGUCAGGGAGAAUUCACAGGUUGAUUUGCAAGCUCAGGAUUGUGCUCAUAGGAUUGGUCAGAAGAUGGAAGUUCAAGUGUUCUGUUUUUGCACUGAGUAUACUAUUGAGGAAAGGGUGAUUGAAAGAGCUUAUAAGAAGCUUGCACUUGAUGCUUUGGUUAUCCGGCAAGGAAGGCUGGCAGAGCAAAAAGCUGUAAAUAAGGAUAAGCUACUGCAGAUGGUGAGGUUUGGUGCUGAGAUGGUUUUCAGUUCCAAGGAUAGAAUGGUCCGGCAAGACCCAAAGAGCCUUGAAUGUCUCGCAUGCCUCAGUUGCAUGACUUUCAGUUCUUUAACACACAGAGACGAGCUUUUUGAGAAGGAAGUUCGCUACCUCAUGUAUACUAUUGAGGAAAGGGUGAUUGAAAGAGCUUAUAAGAAGCUUGCACUUGAUGCUUUGGUUAUCUGGCAAGGAAGGCUGGCAGAGAAAAAAGCUGUAAAUAAGGAUGAGAAGGAAGUUCGCUACCUCUUGGUCCAUCGUCCUUUUCUUCUCAGGAAACUGAAGUCUGAUGUUGAGAAAGGUCUUCCUCCCAAGAAGAAACUAUCCCCAAGGUUGGUGCUGAACCAGGACCUCCUUAUACUACGGGACUACGUGAGAGCAUCUGAUAGAGAAUGCUGGCAAAAUGGUUCUUCUGGAUAAGCUGCUUCCAAAACUAAAGGAGCGUGGUUCAAGGGUGUUAAUAUUUUCACAGGUCUUCAGAUCUAUAAAUGAUAUUAUUGUUCAUAGGAUUGGCAAAAUGGUUCUUUUUUAAUGCAGAUCCGAUUGUUAUGCCGUUGGGAAACUAUGAACAGGUAAUUUCUAUUUCCAAGUGAUUCCUGGAAAGUGUUGGCUAUAUGGUAAUAUGCUUUCUGUCAUCAAGUCACCUUCCGCACCCACCCCCCUCCCGUGGCCGGAAAGAUGGCACGAUAAAAUAUUAGCUCUAUUUUUUAGCUUCAGCUGUCUAUCAAAGAGAAGUUUCUGCUGGGGAAUCCCCAGCCAGUUUGGUCAGACUUUUGACUUGGUAACCACAAGGUUACAAGUUCAAUUCUCAGCGGGAGCGGGCUAUUGGCCUUCUUGGUUUGAGUUGGUUAGCUAUGGGCAAUUUAAGUUGGUUUACCCUCAGGUAGUAGCUGUGUGUUUUCCUUGUCACU